AUGGACUGUUACAGGAUUCCAGGUGCCUUUCCAGAGGUAGACAGUUUCGGCGAUGAUAGCCUGCAGCUGUCGACCACCAAGUCAUCUACAUCGACUCUUCUCUUUCAAGAUCAUCAACUGCGACCUCUUUUUCCGGCGAUGGAUAAGGCAAUGGCCCCGUACAACAUGGACAUCUCCAAAGAUCACCUUCGUCACGUAGCUGCGAAGCUGAAUGAGUCGAUGAAGCCGAUAGCUCCCAAGGAUAUUCUCCGAUUCCGGCCUACUGAAUCCCGUUCUGGUGAGAAGCCUCUUGCUGCUGAAUUGAAAUCAUCUAUCAAAUCAGCCACAAAGCCCACGGGGGAGCAACGCCAUCAUGUCGAUGGACGUCUUACUGCUGUCGCUCCCGACCCGUGUCAAGAAGCUCCAAUUCCAUCGCCGAGGAAGUCCGAUCACACUCCUAUAUGCGAACUUCAUAGGUCAAUGAUCAAAGGACUUCGAAGUCAGCAGACGCAAGAUGAGGCUCGAAUAGCGCAUCUUGAAAAGGUGCUGCAGCAACAGGACGUAGCCCACCAAAAUUUGAGAACGAACUUGACAGACCGAGAGCGAGAUAUUGCUAGACUCAAGCACAAGUUGCAGAUGAGGACCAAGGAGCGUGAUCCGGUCCACUUGCGGAACCAGCGGCUCACUAGCGAACUGGAGCACAAAAGUGCAGAACUCGAUGACUACACGAGGCUCCUGGGCGACUGCGCGACGAACAUCGUUGAAUUGGAGGAGGCGUUGGCUACCAGCGAGAAAUCUCUUCGAGAUAAGGAUAAAGUCAUUGCCAUGAAGAACGACGCGUUCGAAGACCUUCAAGCUUGCUGCGAAACCUCGCGUGUCAAUCACAAGAAGACUUGGGACCUCUUUGAGGCGAGGGGCGUCAGAAUGGCUGCCCUAGAAAUUGAAAGGGCUGCGGCAGCUCGGGAUCGCGACGAAGCUCAGAAGCAGGUCCGAAAUGUAACAUCAGACAAUCUCAGUCUACAGAAGCAGGUCGAUGAGCUCAGAGCACAGAACGGCGCUCUGUAUGGUCGGCUUUCUCUGGCCACAGGAUCCUUCGAAUAUUUGAGAAAUGUCGCCGGCCCACGAGACGCUGAGACCAUAUUCCGACUCGAGAAGGAAAAGAAGUUCUAUCACGAUGCUUUACUGCAACUCCGGCAGGCGACAUCGGAGAGGGAGCGCAUGAUGUCUCUUCAACUUGAGCGUUUGAAGGCAAAGGUAUCAUAUCAUGACAUGAAUUGUCAUGACCAUCUUGCGUGCGCCAGCACGGCUAUGGGGUUUCAAAAAGAGCUCUUAGAAUGCCGUGAAGUUGCUGCAGAGCGAGAAGGCUACAUCGUCGACCUGAAGGACGAAAAGGAACAUCUCUCGGUCGAAAUCAAGCGCCAAAACAAAAUAAUCUCAAGCUUUACCAGCGAGCUGGAACGGGGUCAGAAGGUUUCCAGUGACAAGAGUAUGAGCCUCACUUCCCUCCAAUCCCACAACAAAUUGCUCCAUGAGACCUGUGAGACGCAAGAACAGCUCCAGCAGCUGCUCGAAGACGAAAUGGAGCUCAAAGACGAAAAGAUUGACCAUCUAAAUUCUCGCCUGGAGCACGCCAAGAAAGACCUGGACGAUGUCGAGAGAAAGCUCGCGGCUGGCCACUUGGCAAGCUCCGCGCUCGCAGCAGAGUGCCAAGAGAAGGGCGCCUACAUCGAGAAACUCCAGGCUAGCAAGACGCGGAAUGACGAAAUUGCCUACGAGCUCCAUGGCAAGUCGAAGUACUGGCUGUCAAGACUGGCCACGGAGAAGGCAGAGCUGCUCGAGAGGGUCAGAGAGCUGGAACCCGCCGCCGAAGGCUGGGAUCUGGUCGACGGAGAGGAACGAAAAGAAGCUGAACGGGCUGAGGAUGCAGUCGAGGUGGAAGCCGACGGAGUCGAUGUUGCCGACGAUUCGGUGACCGAGGACGAGUGGGGAGAAUCGGAAGAGGAAGAGUACAGCUCGACGGUCGAGGGCGAGAGUACGGAGGGCUCAACGAGCGGCGACGAUUGGACAGACCCUGAAGAGGAAGACGUAGAAGGCGAUGAAGCGGAAUGCGAAAGCGAAGAGGACUCGGAUUGCGCAGACCCUGACGAGGAAGACGUAGAAGACGAUGAAGCGGACUCCUCGGAAUACGAAAGCGCAGACGACUCGGAUGAAUGGGAUGAAUUGGACGAUGAGGAAGUGGAUCCCUUGCCUGGCUGUGUGAUCAUGUGA
Molecule: messenger RNA, 2247 nt
Organism: Lecanosticta acicola
Lineage: Eukaryota; Fungi; Ascomycota; Dothideomycetes; Mycosphaerellales; Mycosphaerellaceae
Source: the annotation of a GenBank genome assembly